Molecule: messenger RNA, 4978 nt
Organism: Seriola dumerili (greater amberjack)
Lineage: Eukaryota; Metazoa; Chordata; Actinopteri; Carangiformes; Carangidae
Gene: fgd4a
Product: FYVE, RhoGEF and PH domain containing 4
Exons: 18
Coding region: 1-2676 (891 amino acids)
Biological process (GO): filopodium assembly; cytoskeleton organization
Cellular component (GO): cytoplasm
Molecular function (GO): metal ion binding; guanyl-nucleotide exchange factor activity
Source: RefSeq, a predicted model, not a curated record
AUGCUGGAGCGGUCAGUGCCUUUUUGUAGAAUGGAUGGAUUUAAUAGAGUCGCUUUUCGCAGGAAACCACGAAGUCUGGAAACUGUGGAGCCAGAGGAAGAAGAGAGGAAAGGCGAAGCUGACUGUUUCCAGUCCAAGAAUGCGGAUGAGGAGGCCUGCGUGGCUGUGAAAAUCGAGCACUCCACAGCUCUAGGUAGCAGCCCGGCGUGCGAGCGCAGCAACCCGCCCAGCGUGCAGGCGUGUCUGAAUCGGGCGAGCCGCGGGACGACUGACAGGAGCAGGGGAGGAGGCGUCAAUGGAAGAGGCCCUGGCAGCAGGCCUUGGCUGCAGUCUAAACCACAAGUGCCUCCAAAGCCACUGCAUCUUCAGAGCCCGGUGACGGAGCUCUCAUCCCCAUUGGGCCGCAGCCAGAAACCAUCGCUUAGACCGGGCAUGGAAGAGGAAGGUGGAGGAGGAGGAGGAGGAGGAGGAGGAAGAGGGGCUGUGAACCGGGAGAGGGCCAGGGACAAACACUCCAAAGUCUCAGACCUGAUCAGCCGCUUUGAGGAGAACAGCAGCACAGAGAACAAGAGAGACGGCUCACCGCUCAAAAAUAUCAGCAAGUCGAACAACUGCAGCCCAGCCCACCGCCCCCACCAGAGGCAGACGGAGACCGGCAGGAAUCAGGAGAACCACACUUCCACACCGGCCGGGACACACCAGGAUGACCAAAAACCGGCGGCUAACGGGUUGCUAGCGCAGAUGGAGCAAGGAGACAAGGAGAAGGAAGAUAAAGAGGAGUCUGAGAAUGAAAGUGUGAGGAUAGAGACUGCGGGGCUGGUAAAUGGAGAUAUGGGGAACGGGAGUGCAGAGCAGGAUGAGGAUCGUUCGUCUCCACAGACGGACAGGACUGAUACAGAAAGCCACACUGAGAUUGAGCACGGUGGGACUACAACAGAAAGUGAGCACAGGAAUGAAGAAGGGAGCAGUGACCAUAAGGAGACAAAUGAACAGAAACUGUUUAAGAUCGCCAGCGAGCUCUUGCAGACAGAGAAGGCCUAUGUAGCAAGACUUAACCUGCUGGACCAGGUAUUCUGUGCUAAGCUAAUGGAGGAGGCCAACAAGGGAACGUUCCCUGUGGACGUAGUGAAGAACAUCUUCUCCAACAUCUGCUCCAUCCAUGCCUUUCACAGCCAGUUUCUGCUUCCAGAUCUGGAGAAACGCAUGGGAGAAUGGUCGUCCACCCCUCGCAUUGGAGACAUCCUGCAGAAACUCACACCCUUCCUCAAGAUGUACGCAGAGUAUGUGAAGAAUUUCGACAAGGCCAUGGAGCUGCUGAAACAGUGGACUGACCGUUCGCCUCAAUUCAAGGCCAUCAUUCAGGAGAUACAGAGUCAAGAGGCCUGUGGCUGCCUGACGCUUCAGCAUCACAUGUUGGAGCCUGUGCAGAGAGUCCCUCGAUAUGAGAUGUUGCUUAAAGACUAUCUGAAGAAGCUGCCUCAGGACGACCCCGACCGUCGAGAUUCUGAAAAAUCAUUAGAAAUCAUCGCUACAGCCGCGACUCACUCCAACAGCGCCAUACGAAAAUCUGAGAAUCUGAAGAAACUGCUGGAGAUAUACGAGAUGCUGGGUGAGGAGGAGGACAUUGUUCACCCUUCUAAUGAGUUCAUCAAAGAGGGCCACAUCCUGAAGCUGGCAGCCAGGAACACCUCGGCCAUGGAGAGAUACCUCUUCCUGUUCAACAACAUGCUGUUGUACUGCGUGCCCAAAUUUAGCCUGGGAGGGCCUAAGUACACAGUGAGGACACGAAUCGGCAUCGAUGGCUUGAAGGUCCUGGAAACGACCAACGAGGACUACCCUCAUACCUUCCAGGUGUCAGGGAAGGAGAGGACACUAGAGCUACAGGCCAGCUCAGAGCAAGACAAAGCCGACUGGAUUAAGGCUUUCCAGAAGACCAUUGAGAUCUUCCAGCAAAAGAACGAGUCAUUCAAGAAUGCAUUAAAAGAUGCAGAGGAAGUAUCGAAAGCAGAGCUGGGGAAGCGUGCACCUCGUUGGAUACGCGACAAUGAAGUGACAAUGUGCAUGAAGUGUAAAGAGCCUUUCAAUGCUCUGACACGGCGGAGACACCACUGCAGAGCCUGCGGCUAUGUGGUGUGCUGGAAAUGUUCAGACAAUAAGGUGCAACUAGAAUAUGAUGGCAACAAGAUGAGCAAAGUCUGCAGAGACUGCUACUCCAUCCUGACUGGAGAAGUGCUAACCGAGGGCAAGAAGAAGGGCAUCCUGGAGAUAGAGGCAGCUCAGUUCUCAGGCAGCAGCAUCAUGUGUGGCUUCCUGCAGUACUGUGAAAAGAACAAACCCUGGCAGAAGGUGUGGUGCGUCAUCCCCGAGAAGGAAUGUCUGGUGCUCUACCUCUACGGCGCUCCGCAGGACGUGAAGGCCCAGUGUACAAUCCCCCUUCUGGGUUAUUCUGUGGAUGACAGCACCCGGCCCACAGACGCUCCAGCCAGCUUCCGUCUCUCCCAGUCCAAGUCCGUCCACAACUUUGCUGCUGAAACUGAGGAGCUAAAGCAGCGCUGGCUCAAAGUCAUACGAGUGGCAGUGACAGGAGAGAUGCCAGAAUGCCCUCACACCAACGGCGGCAAUCCAAACAUGAUGGACAACAACAACACACAAGAGGCUGCUGCUGAUAGCACAUAAAGCGGCUGCCGGACUUUUCUACAAGCAAACUGCUGUUGGGUUGCUCAAGAAAGACGGGAUGUGCAGAUGUGUACUGCACAAACAGAAUACAAAUGCACACUCUCCAUGAUGUUCUUGACUCUGAAUCUUCAAGCUAAAGUGAAAAAAUCAGUGCUGGAUAAGCUGCCUUUUCUUGUCACUCUCCUCUUCCCCCGUUUCCUCCGGGAUUUUCUCAUAAACCCAACUUUUGAUUCACUGCUAAGGCUGUGCUGGAUUACUAAAGAACAUCUCUGGUACAAUCAACACUAGAGCAAGGGGCCUCAGGACUGAUUGACUUCCCUCAAACAGGCACUAUUAAGGACAGCUCAAAUUCAUUCUUUAUGGACCUCUAUCAACUCCUCUUGAGCUAGUGGACUACCACAGACUUGCACAGCGCUCUGUACAGGAUGUGAAUCAAAGCAAAAGGACAGUUCAAACUAAGUCUGCUGGUGCUGUAACUCAGCUCUGUGUACAUGUACAGUAUAAAUGUUUUUCUUUUUGAAAAGGAACAGUUGUGUUUUUAAUGCAUAGAAAUCAGUCCCAAACGUUGUUUCUAUAACACAGAAGAUCAUCUAAGUAUGCUAUAAAGUAUUUACAGUAUUCCCCCUUUUCUUUGCUUGAGAAGAUGGUUCCAAAACUGGAACUGAAAAUGGUCUUGUGGUUGGAAUAAUGAUGGUCUCAUCUCCCUCUCUCAUCCCUCAGUGAAAAUUAAGCAACAGUCUAAUCAAAUCCUGAAUCCUACAACGGUGGGCGAUAAAAUCUCUCAGAUAUAAACUGUUAAAGCAGUACAUAUUGUGCAACGGUAAAUUUUGCAGAAAUGAAAAUGAGAAACCAUUUAUAGAUAAAAUAACCAAAUGUGAAUGUCUGUUUUAGGCUCAUCUGGUAUAAUUGAAUACCUGACAAAUCAGCACGCUUCACUACAUGAAUGCAACGUCGAUCCUGUAAACUCAAUACUACAAUAGGUCAGUCCUGCUCACUGACAACGGGGUACAACCAGUGAUUUGGCAUUGCACUCCCAUAAAAUUGGGAAAAUAGCAAGAGGCAGAUUUUAAAAAGAUUUAAAAAUCAAAGCAACAGAGGCCAAACCCCUGGGACAGUCAAGCUUGAAGAAUGAUAUAUCCUACAAUUCCCAUAAUGCAACUCAUUAGCAUCGUCCGUUAGACUUCCCUGAUUGUUAAAUCCCAUCAUAUUUGACACUCCGUUACCCAGUUUACAACACAGGUUUUCUGUCAAAUAUUGCAAGGCUAAAGCCUAACUCAAAAUGACCCUGGUGACAUCACUAUGACAUCAUCAGAGUUAUUUUCUCAGACUUUAGGAAACCCCCCACACACACACACACAACUGUUUUCUCCACUCAGCUUGAGCAAGGCAAGUAAACUGAACGCUCUGUGUAAAAUCUGUGGAGUGUCCCUUUAAAGGUAUACUUGCCCGAGUAGGAAGCGCAGCAAACUAACAAAUCUCUAUGGUCUGAUGAUUUUGGUUUUGUCGCACAUCGCCCACACCUAUGGCCUGCACAGUGCAGUCUGUAUUAAACAAUCAUCUAUUCUAAUCCGGCUAUGUAAAUGAUGGAUGAUACUCCUUCAUGUGCAAAUCUGAGGGUGAACAGCAAAUGGUAGUCUAACUACACAACAGUCAUGGACGUCAAUUCAUGUAGAGAAAGAUGAGCAGGGACCCUCAUUAUGUUUGUGUGGCAGUUUUCUAUUUAGAUGCAAAUGCAGCACAAUCACAGGUAUAGCAAGCUGGCGCGAGACAUGUAAAUGUGUUUUUAAUGCUGUAAUUAUUAUUUAAAAGUAAUUUAUAGAAUAUGACAAGCAUGAUCUGUUAAAAGUAGCACAAAUUUGUUCCCUCACUGUCCACUAAGAAGUGCAGUAGGUAGAUCUUAUUUUUUCUGAGAGCAGAUGUUUUUCCACUAACCCAUCAAACAUCACCUCGGUUCUUCAGUGUGACACAGAUCAAUCGUGGUGCUGGAUGGACUGUGUGGGGGGGAAAUGUGCCUAUAUUCUCCAUAAUGAGCGUCUUUAUUCACAUGUUCCCAUUUGCAGAAUUCCCCCUCUACGCAAUGCUGGUGCUUACCUGAGUCUUACCCCUCUGAAUUCCCCCUCCAUCCUCAGUAUUAAAAUAAAAAAAAAACUCAAAGAGCACAAACCUUGCCUGUCUGUAAGAUCUGAAUGUAUAUCCAGAUUUUUAUGUGUCCUCGCAUCCCCUCCCCAAAGGUUUGAGAAUCUACGCACUUUACAGUCCUAUAAAGUGUACCUUCAAAGAAAUAAAACAAGAUUAAAUAUGA